AUGAUGUUGAUGAACACUUUGAGAUUUUUAACAAAAACUGCCACAAACGGCCUUAGUAGAUCUUCUUUCCACACCACAACUGUGUGUGCUGCUGCUGGUAAUGGUUUCACCCAAGUUACACAAUGUGAUGGUGUCCGUGAAAUAUGUCUGAACGAACCAAAGACACGUAAUUCCCUAUCAAUGGACAUGAUGAAUGCCAUUCUGGAGGAUUUAACCGCCGAAUGGCAAAAUAAAGAUUUACGUGCCAUUGUAUUAACGGCAAAAGGUCCAGUGUGGUCCGCGGGUCAUAAUCUCAAAGAAUUGCUACCCGAGAAAGGUGGUGUCGAAUAUCAAACACAAAUUUUCAAUAAAUUAAGUGAAAUCAUAAUGAAUAUUUAUAAGGCACCAGUUCCGGUUAUAGCCAAAGUUAACGGUUUGGCAGCAGCGGCUGGUUGUCAAUUGGUUGCCUCCUGUGAUUUGAUUGUUGCUUCGGAAAAUAGUAAAUUUUCAACACCUGGUGCUAAUUUUGGUGUAUUUUGUUCUACACCGGGUAUAGCUAUAUCACGUGUUAUGCCCAGGACACAGGCGGCAUAUAUGGUAAUGACGGGCUUACCUUUGACAGCUCAGGAAGCGUAUACAGCAGGCCUGGUAAGUCGUGUCGUCCCCGAAAAAGAUUUGGAUAAAGAAGUUGACCAUAUUACGGAUGCCAUUAAACAUAAAAGCCGUUCGGUUAUUGCUUUGGGCAAGGACUUCUUCUAUAAACAAUUAAAUGUACCAAUUGAAGAGGCCUACAAGCUUGGUGCUGAGAAAAUGACGGAAAAUCUUGCCCUCGGCGAUUCUCAAGAAGGCCUUAAAAGUUUUGUGGAAAAACGUAAACCCCAAUGGAAACAUGAAUAAGAAAUCGCUC
Musca vetustissima is the source of this 886-nucleotide messenger RNA. Its product is annotated as enoyl-CoA hydratase domain-containing protein 3, mitochondrial-like. The transcript has 4 exons. Bases 1 to 876 code for a protein of 291 amino acids. Gene Ontology annotation, cellular component: mitochondrion. NCBI's taxonomy places the organism in Eukaryota, Metazoa, Arthropoda, Insecta, Diptera, Muscidae. Gene Ontology annotation, molecular function: hydro-lyase activity. The record is from RefSeq and is a predicted model, not a curated record.